Molecule: messenger RNA, 2346 nt
Organism: Sungouiella intermedia
Lineage: Eukaryota; Fungi; Ascomycota; Pichiomycetes; Serinales; Metschnikowiaceae
Source: the annotation of a GenBank genome assembly
AUGUCUAAAGUUGAGCCCAUCAGGUCGGCUGCUACCAUCAUUUCUUCGGAAAAUGUCAAUGUUACCUCCAUCUUAUCGCAAGCGCACAAAAAAGUGCUUGUAGACCACGAUGUUACCAACGAUGAGGCUGUCAUUUUGGCCUUGGGUUACAAAGCCGAAUUCAAAAGAGAAUUUUCCCUUUUAACCACUUUCGGUGUCUCCUUCUCGGUAUUGGGUCUUUUACCUUCCAUCGCCUCCACUUUAUGGUAUUCCAUAGCUUACGCAGGUAACGCAGGUAUCACUUGGGCCUACUUGGUGGGUAUGAUUGGAGUGUUGGGAGUGGCCUGUUCCAUGGCAGAAAUUUCCAGUGCUUUCCCUACUUCUGGUGGCUUGUAUUACGCCACGGCAAUGUUGUCUCCUCCAAAGUACAAGGCCAUUUUAUCCUGGUGGGUAGGUUGGUCCAACUACUUUACGCAAGUCACCGGUGCACCUUCGGUAGCCUACGGAUGUGCAUCAAUGAUUCUUGCAUUAAAAAUCAUGGUGGAUGAAAAUUACGUGUACCAUACUUGGCAUUGUUACUUGUUAACCACUGGCUUGACCUUCGCUUCCGCCAUUGUUGCCUCUGCUCCAACGAAAUGGUUGGCAUGGAUCAACUCAACCUCCACUGCGUUAAACUUGAUUUUCUUAUUUGUCAGUUUUGUCGUUUUCAUGGGUGGAAACAACAGAACAGAGCAAGGUUUGCCUAAAUUCAAUGAUAACAAUACUGCGUGGGCCAUUACCAACUUCACUGAGUGGAACGAUGGUGUGGCUAUCUUAAUGACAUUCAUGGCUGUCAUCUGGACCAUGUCUGGAUUUGACUCACCAUUCCAUUUAGCCGAGGAGUGCUCAAAUGCCCAGGUGGCUACUCCUAGAGCCAUUGUCUUGACUGCCGUUGUCGGAGGUGUGCUCGGAUUUGUAUUCCAAUUGGGAAUGGCCUACACCAUCGUGGAUAUCAAUGAGGCUGUCAACGAUGAGUUGGGACAGCCAUACGUGGCAUACUUGAACCAGAUUUUGACAAGGGACAGAGUAAUUGCCCUUACCUCAUUGGCCAUCGUCUUGGCUUUCUCCAUGUCUUUUGCAUGUAUGAUCGCUGCCUCAAGAGUGUUGUUCUCAUACUCAAGAGAUGGAUGUUUUCCGAUGUCCAAGUACUGGAGUAAAGUGAACGACGUGACAAAAACUCCAGUGAAUGCAGUUUGGGCCAAUUGGAUUUUGGGUGAGCUUUUGUUGUUGCUUAUGUUCGGAGGAGUGGCCAUCGAUGCCAUUUUCUCCGUGGGUGCUAUUGGCUCGUUCGUGUCUUUCACGGUGCCUACUCUCUUGCGUAUUACUUACGCCAGGAAUACCUUCAAGCCAGGUCCUUGGAAUUUGGGUAGAUUCAGUUACAUUUCUGGUAUUUUGGCUGUUUCCUUUGUGUUGUUGAUGAUUCCAAUCUUGUGCUUCCCACAAUAUAAAGGUAAGGACAACACUCCAGACAUGAUGAACUGGACUGUUUUGGUCUACUGGGGAUCCAUGUUCCUCACAGUAGCAUGGUACUAUAUCUAUGCCCACAAGAUCUACCUGGGUCCCAAGAGUAAUAUUGAUGCUUAUAACUUGGUUGAUGAGUCGGAGGAUGUUGCUGUUAUCGAUGGAGUUAUCAGUGCCCAUGACGUUCUUUUAGUCCACAAUGCCACCCCAGGCACCAUUCUACAGUUCCACGACGAACUAUCCAAUAAGCUUCCUACACUCAAAGGUAAAUGGAACUUCAGUUUCAAGAUCUUCCGUAACAACACCUAUUCCAUUCCUCCCGAGCUAGCGAGCACGCAGACGACCUCCACAGAGAAUAAGUACCUCUAUACUUGGGUUCCUUCGUAUCUCAACGAUUCAUGCGUCACUCUCAUAGACAAGAAGACGUCAGCAGUGUUUAGCCAUGUGGUGCAGGAAGAAGUCACCAAUCCCUUUGAAUUUGCCAUUCCUAACGACCAUCUACACAACGGAGCUACUUCGGGUCUCAAUGACUCGUUCGAUUACUUGGUCAACCAAAGAUUGCAAAGUUUAUGGACUCAGAGACAGGUGAUCAAAGGAGAUGGAGGACAAAUCUACGAGUUGGAAAACGGAAAUUUAAUCAUCAGAACAGCUAACGUGACCUUACACGGCAAUUUUCGGGGUUUGCUUAUUCAGCUUGAAAUUGACCACUCCAAGUUGGAUUCUGUUGAUGUUGAGCAGAUCUUCAAAGAUGUCACCAGUAGAUAUGACAUUCCUGCUGGAAAUUUAUGUCACCGGGUGAUGGAUGGGAAUGCAUUUGACGAGUUUGGAGAUUUAGCCCUUCAAUAUGCUGAAAUUCUUAAUUUUUAG